CGUAAAAUGUGGAAGCAGCAUCUUUUCACGGUUUUUCUCUAUGGAGUCAUUAUUUUUAAUGCCGCAAUGGUAGUGCUUAAACAUAUUUACUACAGAAGCUCUUCAUCGUUGCUCACAUGCGAUGGUUCAGACAGCAUUCUUGGUAUACCUGCUGAACAGUGUCCGCUGAAAGCUUUAUCGAGUUACUGCACUAAGAGAGUAUUAGAUGGCGUGAACAUAAGGCAAGGACUUGUUCUUGGAAAGGAAAGAAAACAGAAAGUUUUCCUCACUGUCGGCAUUGUUGGAACUAAAGGCGAAGAGAGUAACCUGCUACAAGCUCUCUAUUCCUUGACAAAACACAUUUCAACAGAGGAGCAUGUCGACAUUGUGUUCGCUGUGGUUUUCGAAGGAGAUUCCAAUUCACUUCUUUUACAGCGCAUCAAAAGCGAAUUUGAACAAGAACUGGACAAAGGUCUUAUUCAAGUCUUACAUCCAACGCGAGAAUUUUACGAGGCAGUCAACAUAGAACCCGCGGGAUGGGGUGAUUUGACAGUAACGGAGGCUUUAAAAAAUAAUACAAUGGCCUUCAACAAAAGAUUGUGUUUUCUCCUCGAGUACUGCUUCCGUUCGUCAAAGCACUGCUUGCUUUUGACCGAUCAAGCCCGAGCUUUGAAACCCUAUUUGCCGGUAAUCAAGGAAGUUGUAAACAAAAUCGAAGAGAAAAACCUUACAUUUUACGCACACGAUUUCGGAGAACGAUCGCUGCCCUCCUUAGGACGGCUUUAUUCUGAGGCUUUGGUCGGUGACUUGGCUGACUAUGCGGCUCUUUUCCCCGGCGGUCGUCUCCCUCAAUCAAUCGUAAAUGUCUUUGCAAAUCUGAGAAUGUCGUGUCCAUUAACUUCUCAGGAAGGUGGUCAGUUCCUAUUUAAAAUGGCUAUAGAGCCACGCGGCUCAAAACCAAGGGCUGAGUUUGAAACAACUAUCAAAUGUGAAGGAGGUCAUGAAAUAGAAAAAGCUUUCAUUCACGAAAGCUUUGCUUGGCUCCAAACACCGAAAAAGGAUGAUAAAGUUAUAGUGAAAUUCGUAUCACCUUUUAAAAUUUCGCGCGUGCUUGUAGCCACUGGAAGUCCUUUUUAUAGUGAUAUGAUGAUUAACAGCGAACUCUCACUAUGCGCAAAUAAUAUGGAAACAAACACUUGCGAUGAAUCACAAUGCAAGGUAGUUGCGUCCUUCACAGAUCCCGUUUUAGAUGUUAGAAACUUAGAAACUGUCGUGAACUUUUUUGUAAAAUGCUUAAAAAUUCAUUUUAUUGCAGACGUUAAGCGAUGGGUUAUGAUACGAGAGAUUUCAGUUUGGUCAAGAGUAUACGAGUAAUUACUUGGUCAGACUAACCAUUGUAAAAAGGGCUGUAAAUCUGCACGAAUUGAUUGAUGAAAUGUACAAGGCCAGAGUCCAAGUAAAACUCGAGAUGUGAUCGUGAAAACUUUUGUCAUUGGGUUUGACUUUCCCCAAAAUUUGAAGGGGAGCCAUACGCACAACUUGAAACCCACUUUUACGUGUAUUGCGCGUUU
Molecule: messenger RNA, 1550 nt
Organism: Stylophora pistillata
Lineage: Eukaryota; Metazoa; Cnidaria; Anthozoa; Scleractinia; Pocilloporidae
Product: alpha-1,3-mannosyl-glycoprotein 4-beta-N-acetylglucosaminyltransferase C
Biological process (GO): protein N-linked glycosylation
Molecular function (GO): acetylglucosaminyltransferase activity
Source: RefSeq, a predicted model, not a curated record